AAAUCAUGAUUUCUCCGUUUCGUCGUCAGGAAAUUCUCUCAUGUUUAUAGCCUUCAUCCUCGCUUUUUUGAUCGGGGUCUUUUCCGUUUUGCUUUUGGAAGCCUUUUUGCUUUACAAAUGGUGGAGUUCUGCAGGUGUGGAUGCGCAAAAACUUUACCCACAGCGCAUCAAAGUCACCAAUCCAGAGCCUCUAGCAGAUUACUGCAAGAAGGAUCAAGCCACUAAACCUGAGUCAUGUGUUUGUAUGAACCUUCUAUUUUCCUUUCUGUGGAGAGAAUGGAGAGAUUCUCCACAGAUGAAAACAUACUUCUUAAAGAAGAUGAACUCAGAGUUCACUGAACUUAUUCAAGGAAAAGCAGCUAGCAAACUGAUCGAGCAAAUAACAAUUGAAGAACUUUCUCUUGGGACAUCACUGCCUGUUAUUACAGGUGCCACCAUCAUGAAGAUAGGAACAAAAGACCCAAAGGAAGUUGCAAAGGAGUUAGACAUUGCCCUUGACCUUGAAUAUACAGGAGGAUGCCACAUGGCUAUACAGGUUGAUCUUGUUUUCAACAAGUCUGUGUAUGUGGCAGUCAAGUUGGUUUCUCUGAAAGGCCGAGCCAGAUUACAGCUAAGCAGACAUCCCCUUUCACACUGGUCUUUUGCCUUCUACGAGGAACCCGAAGUUGAACUUGAAGCUGAGUCCCAGUUUGAAGGCAAGAACUUCCCUCAACUAACAUCCCUGAUAAUAAGCCAUCUUCGCAAGUCUAUACAAAAGAAACACACCCUCCCAAGCUACAAGAUCCGAUAUAGCCCCUUUUUUCCACAGUUGAUUCCUCAGGAUGAAACCCAGGAGGUGUAUGUUCAUAACAGCAGUGUCACUGUGGGUAGUCUAGAGGUCACUGUUGUAGGGUGUACCCGUCUACCUGAAUUAGAGAAUGAGGCCUCUCAGUACUGCAGUUUGUCUGUGGACCAGCUUCCCUGCAGUCAACUUGUUGAGAACAGGAGAGCAAUGUGGCCAACAUUUGAGAUUGAGAUAAGUCGUGAGAACAAUGAAGUAUCCUUCGGUCUGACCUUGUGUAACGAGAUCAGUGAAGAUGAAUUGGGAAAAACCAUCGUGAUAGAGACAGUUGUAAUAGACUCCCCUGCAUACAGUGUAGGAGUUAUGGCUAAAGAUGUACUGGUGGCUAUUGAUGGAAAAAAGAUAGAGUCGCUCAAGCAAGCUGCUAAGCUGAUAAAAAGUAAAAGCAGAUUCACUGCUACGGUUCAAAGACCACCUACAAGAAUUUCGCAACGAGUCGAUCGCGAAAAGCCAGAGAACGAACAAGAUGAGAAAACUGUCGUGAACUUUAAGAAUGUCGCACUUCACAAUGACAGCGACUCCGAGGAUGAUUUUGUCAACAUCGUGGUGCCACUGUUUGAAGUUGAAGACGACGAAAUGAAGGAAAUGCUGUCACGAAGCAAUAGGCAGAGAGCGGAGAAAAAGAUGAAAGGAAGAGAUCAGACAUCAAGGGGGCAACCGACAAGGGACACAAAACAGGGAUCACCAGCAUCCACACAGCGGGCGAACGCAGGCCAGAUAACUCCUGAAGUGAACGAUGAAAAGGCGUCUGUCGAAAAGACUCCUUUACCAAAUGGCACCGACACUGCUUCGCCAAAACGUCCAAGGAAGGUGUCUGUUUCAUCCCUGAAGGUGAUGGACGGACCAGAUACCACCAAAACCAAGCUGGUGUCAGCAAGCUCGGAUCCAGUCUGGAAUGAAACCUUCAAGUUUGAUGUCCAAACCCCUAACCUUCGAUACCUUAACGUGUGCAUAUGGAACAAAUCUCAAGAGAAAAACGAGAAAGAUAUCAUACUUGGCCAUGUAACCAUUCCCUUGAUGGACAUUGCACUACGAUGCUUGUCAUUCUCGUCAAAGAAACACGAAGAGUGUUUCGUCUUGGUUUCCCCACACUCCGACAGGAUUAUAUCAAAUCAGCCAUAUCUUCGCAAUCAUCCCGGUCUGAAAGAGAGUUUGUGCUGUGGAGACAUCACGUUGAUUUUCCAUCACAACCCAUCUCUUACGGAUUGUGAUGAGUCAAUCCUUGAAAAAGUGGAAUCACUGAACGAGUCUGCACCAGAGGAUGAAAGUCAAGAAAAAGACACUCUAGAAAGUUUGGAGCCUCCCAAACAUCAGUUUAUCUUAACCCAGUUUUAUUUUCCCACAAGAUGUAGUUACUGCAACAAAAAGGUAUGGACGAAAGUUGCGUUCCAGUGUAGAACAUGUGCCAUGAUCUGCCACAAGAAAUGUCUGCGUAAUUGUAUGGAUUAUACGCACUGUGCACAACAGCAAUCAAAGUCAGCGCAGGACAAAAAGGAAGAAAAAAAUGAAGAGAAUAAAGGCAGUGUGGUGGAGUCAUCUGUACCUGAUGUAGCAGAGGCUUCCAGUGAAUCGGAUGAUGAAUUCUUUCCUACCACAAGUGAGCGAUUAUCGGACGAAGAUGAAACAAAGUCAGAAGUGACAGAUGAUCCUGUAAGUGAAAGUGUUAAGCAUUCUGGAAAGACUGAAACUGCAGCUGAAUCAGACGAGAAUGUCUCCGAUAAGAUGAGAGCUUCAGAGCGAGUGAAAGAGGUUGGCAGAGAAUUAUUCUCCAAUCUUCCUCUGGAGGCUCGCAAAAGCAAGUUAGAAGACAUGAUGAGCAAAUUACAAGUAGAGAUUGACGAAGAAAAUGAAACGCUUACAGAAUUGUACGACGAGAAGAAUAAAGCUGAGGAAAAGAAACAGAAAGCUGCUAUAGAGGCGCUAUUGGCCAAAUCAGGAGAAAGAAGGCAAGCACUAGCCAUGUUGAUGUUACAGUACUGUGCUGGUUAUCAGAGCUGUGUGGAGGCUGAAGAACUCGACUCUUAUCGGUUGUGAAAGAUCGCCAGCAUCCAAGUCAACCUUUAAACCCAGGCUCUAAGAGUGAUCAGCGUCUAAUUUCUCUCUAAAUUUUUACCACUGAAUCAGACAUUAAGGUUUCGGAAUACAGGAAAUGACCACCCACUCAAGAAGCUCUAAUGUUGAAUUCUACCCUUGGUGAUUAACCUUAAAAACUGCUAAAACAUAUGAGCUAGGUAUUCAGUUUCCCUGUAUGUAGACUAAUUACUUUCAGAAGUGCUGUGCCUCUUUAGUUUUUUUAAGCUCAUUAUGCUCAAAUAUAGGGAACGAACUCACGUCGCCAAAGGAGCAGAUAAUGCUCUUUUAGCAACAUGCUAAAUUUGAUUUUAAAUAUUCGUUUCCAGUGCCCUUUUCGGGUAUGACUUGGCUUAUGAAGAAUCUCUUUUUGUAUAAUUAUUAUAGUAUAUCAAAGGAACAUGAGCAAGUGGCACUAAUCUUGCUGUUGUAUAUGAAAAAUUACUGAGUCUCUUGAAUAGAUUAAGAUAUAUGAUUGAUGUUAUUUAUAUUUAUAGAGAUUUUUCGUUUUGUCUUUCUCAGAUACCCAAUUAUUGAUUUCUGUUAUGCUUUACAGCGUAACCUUUGCCGUCGCGCAGCCUUCUUUCGCCAAAAAUGUUUUCUGCUUAAACGUAUCGUAGUUCAUGUUGCUAUUUUUUCCCUUUAUGUCAUGAGCAUUUUAAAUUGCCAGAAGUAAUGGUGGAUUUUCUGAUGGAGGUCACAUUGUGUUAUUCAAAAUAAUAUUUAAGGAGCUUCUAAGAAAUUUUUGGCUAGCCUAUAAUUUUCACGUAUUUGAUGCUCAGUGUUUCUUUGUAAAACUUUGAUUUCCACUUUCUUUCUUUUUCGUUUGAUGCCUGAAGA
Molecule: messenger RNA, 3751 nt
Organism: Pocillopora damicornis (cauliflower coral)
Lineage: Eukaryota; Metazoa; Cnidaria; Anthozoa; Scleractinia; Pocilloporidae
Product: PDZ domain-containing protein 8
Biological process (GO): mitochondrial calcium ion homeostasis
Cellular component (GO): mitochondria-associated endoplasmic reticulum membrane contact site
Molecular function (GO): protein binding; lipid binding
Source: RefSeq, a predicted model, not a curated record